This is a messenger RNA of Xyrauchen texanus (razorback sucker), 4927 nucleotides long. Its product is annotated as protein FAM83F-like. The transcript has 5 exons. The record is from RefSeq and is a predicted model, not a curated record. Bases 118 to 1797 code for a protein of 559 amino acids. Lineage: Eukaryota; Metazoa; Chordata; Actinopteri; Cypriniformes; Catostomidae.
UUCGCUUUUAAGCUCGAUCAUCUACACCAACACCAACCAUUCAAACAGGUAAAGGUGCGCUGAGCGUUUCCGCCUCGAGACACACAGGUGAGCACUGUGUCCUGGAGCACCGCUGCCAUGGCCGAGUCUCAGUUGGUGUGCAUGGACGAUGAACACGUUAAUGUGAAGAUACCGGAAUCCAAACCGGAAUUUUAUUACAGCGAGGAGCAGCGGGCCGCGCUCGAGCAGCUCUUGAAGAACGGCGAUGGCGCUUUUAAGAUGCGUCUCAAAGACGAUAACGUUAAGGACUUUCUUUCCGCCAGGGAAAUCAAAUGGAUGCGGGACACCUUCCAGGAAUAUAACAGUGACUCAGACACAUGUUGCUCGCGGUCGCCCCAUGAUACGAGUGAAGACUCGGGUGUUCACUCUACAUACUGGCCGACCAUGUCUGACACCGAGAUCCCUCCGCUGGACAUCGGUUGGCCCAGCAGCGGUCAUUACAAAGGGGUGACUCGGGUGUCUGUUUACACCCACCCACCCAAAACGAACAGUCCGCAUAUUAAAGAAGUGGUGCGUAGACUCAUUCAAGAAUCUACAAAGUUGAUUGCAGUGGUCAUGGACCUGUUGACAGACCUGUUGAUCCUGCAGGAUCUCUUUGAUGCUGCAAGUAAGAGAGGGGUGGCUGUAUACUUACUGCUGGAGGAGCAUGGCUUGCCACACUUCCUGGACAUGAGCAGCAGACUGCAGAUUUCUGCACAACAUCUGAGGAACCUGCGGGUGCAAACUGUGAGAGGCUCUGGGUUGGAUCUGUCUUUUGGUCGUCUUCCAGGAUCGCUGUGCUCAAAGUAUAUGUUAGUAGAUGGAGAGAAAGUGAUGUCUGGAUCAUACAGCUUUACAUGGAGCGCCUCCAGAAUGAACCGUAACACAAUCACUGUAAUGUCAGGACAAGUUGUUGACUUCUUCGACAAUGACUUCAGAGAGCUGUAUGCUGUGUCUGAUAAAGUGGAUCUAUACCGUGAGUUUCACAUCACUAAGCCAACCCUGAUAGUUCCUGUGCUGAAAACGCCAGCAGAACCCAUUAGACGUGCACUUCCUGUGCCCACAUCUCGCUUCCAAGUUUCUCUAGAGGGCACCAAACAGACUGACCUAAAGGUUCCUGCACAUAAAUACCACAAUCCUAAGUACUCUUUGGUUGUUGGCAACAGUCUAGGCAUGACUGGUUCCCUGCAGGAUCUUUCAACGCUUAGGGACUGUGUUGAUCAAGGCACUGUGAAUAACAUGGAAAAAUUAAUCUGCACCAAUGGGGACAGUAUACGUCCGCUGUCCCCAGAUGGGACCGAGGACAGUAAAUGUAAUGGGAAGAAACUUUCACCUUUUGGUUCUAAAAAGCGUUCUUCGUUCCGAAGUUUCCUAAAAGGCAGGGCAAACAACCAGAGUCCAGACUCAAACACAACCUAUCACAGCCCAGUCUCUAAAACAACUACUCAAAGCACAGAUCCAGUACAGAUCAAUCAUAAUAAAAACACUAAGGUAACCAAUAAUUCCAUGGAAGCAUCUUGGUUGACCAGACAUAUCAGAGAAGAGGAUGCAUCCAAACAUAUUACUCCCACACCCACUCACAAGAUCUCAGAGACUGACAGCACUAGUGAACUCGAGGACACUUUUGAGAUAAUAGAGAGUCCACCAGUGGUGAAGUUUAAAGGCAAAAAGGGCAAAAUGGGUCAGAGGAGUAUUUCUCUUCAGGCUAUUUCCACAGACGGCGAGGAUGGCCUGAGAGGACGGAGGCGUCACCAAAAGAAGACAUGUAUUCAGUCCUGAGGUUUCAUUAUCAGCGAGAGGAUUCAACAUAAGCAUGUGCUUACAAAUAAGGACUUCAGACACCAGAACAGGUUGAACAGGAAAAUUAAAGGGAUAGGUCACCCCAGACAUAAAAAUUUCUCACACGUUGUUCCAAAUCUGUAUGACAUUCUUUCUUCCAUGAAAUAGAAAAUGUUUGGCAGAACAGCCUCUGUCACCUUUUAUUUUCAUGGUGUAUGUACUGUAUAUAUCUUUGGUUGAACUUGAUUCAAUCAUGGACAGUGGUUCCUCGUGACUGAGAUUAGUUUUAUUAACUUAUAAUUUUUAUGUAAUCUCAACACCUAACACUUUAUAUAGAUAGAACCUAAUUGAAUUAGGUAAACCCAACAAAAUUAGACGUGUCAGUGUAACUCAAAUAAAUCUCUUGUUUGAAGCACUACAGUGCUGUUUAGAAACGAUGCUAUGGUUAGAUUAGAUUAGCCUUUAUUGUCUCCCUUAGGAGAAAUUUGUCUUGGGAAUUCGAGAAAACACAGUCAACAUAGCAUCACACUUACAAAUAAACUACAAUUAUCAUGCAUUUACACAUCAGAUAUAGCACAAAGCCUUAUAACAUACGAUAUACCAUACUAUUGCACAGAUGCCUUACACCUAAAUAUUGCACAAAUGCCCUAUACCUAAGUAUUGUACUUUGGAUGCGUUACCACUAGGCGGGAUGUAUACAGCCAAAUGAAAAUAUUCCCAUAGUCUCUGGGUAGGUAAAAAGGUCUUUGACUUAAACAUUUGAGUUCAAGGUCAGGAGUACAUACAGAGUCUUUUAUUGAGUAAUUCCUGCAUCAAUUAUCCUUAAUAAAAACACAAAUGCCACCUCCAUUCGUUUUCCCUGAGUUAUUAUUUCUGUCCGUACGAACAUUUGUGAAGCCUUGUACAUGAAUCAAUGAGUCCGGGAAGUCUCCUUGAAGCCGGUUCUCUGUAGACAAUGAGGCAUGACUCACGGUAUUCAUUGCAGGCUCUUGUGUUCAGGUGCAACUCUUCCAUCUUGUUCCCAAAGGAGUGAGCAUUGCUGAAGCAUCUUCAGUGUUGUUGCAUCAUGGCUUGUUGCAUCUUCGGUGUUGUUGAAUGCUGCCCCUUCUCCCUCAUUUCUGUGGCUGACUGCCUCCAUGCCAUCGCAACUACUCCUCUGGAACUGUCUAGCAGAUCCAGUUCUGGUACUGCUGUUUGCUGUGAAGGACAACAGCAGUUCUCUGCCACAACCCCGUAGCACCUGGUCACUUUCCCUGGUAAACACGGUGGCAGAGUUGUAUUGCAUGCAAACACUGGAUGCAAUCAGUGCCAGCAACAACAUCACUCCAACAGUCUUCUUCCCCAUAAUGUUAUUUUCUUACUUUUGACUUCAUCACCCUUAACAAACUUAACAUACAUAGAGAAGAGAUGGUGAGAGACUUUAUAUACUGCUUAAUGUCUCCUUUUGUCUUCCAUGGAUGAAAGAAGUCAUACAAGUUUGAAACAACAUGACGGUGAGUAAAUUAUACAUUUUUGAGCAAAUUAUCCCUUUAAAAAUAUACUAUACCUUUUUAAAAGAGGAGAUUUGUCUCAUUAUUUUCACCUGUGUAAACAAGAUGGGAAAAGUAAUUAUCCCUAAAAUAAUAUUGACUCAGUCAGCUGAAACUCCUAUUGGUGCUGAAUUUUAAGAGGAAUGUGAAGUUGUUACAACAACCUCCAGAAUGCUGACAUUACAAGAAGCUGGUCUCAAAUAAAUGACUGAAAUAUAGUGCUCACACAGAGAUCAUGUGACUUCCUGUCAUGAGUUAUAAAGAUAAUUAUUGCAGAGAGCUCAGUAUGUAAGUGUUUCAAAAUGUGAACAUGUUAGCUUUUUUCCCCCUCUGAAUGUCAAAAAUAUUUCCUGUUCAGUAGAUACUUGAUCUUUGCUCUACAUAACCUCCCUGUCUAAAUCAGUUCCACUAACAUCUGUGGCACCCACAGAGGGAUAAAGAAGUGAGGAAAAAGGGUAAAGCUGACAGAAAAUAGUUACCGUGCAGCUUGUUUGUACAACAAAUUGAAAGAAUUCAACCCAGCUAUGUAAAACCCAUGCUACUAUAUCUUCAUGGGAUGAUUUUAACACGUGUUAUUUAUAUAUAGAUAGAUAGAUAGAUAGAUUAGGGCUGUCAAUCGAUUAAAAUGUUUUAUCAAAUUAAUUACAUGGUGUCCCGAUUGCAUUUUAAUUGUCGGAAAUGAAACAAAAUCGAGUCGCACUUAAAGAUGAAAAAAUUGUUUCAUUGACCAAUGAAAUUGUCAAAAUUGUUUAUUGGAGUCUUCAUUGGGUAAUCUAUUUGUAGGAUGAUUUUACAUAAAAGUGUAAAACUGUGGCGGAAUCAAAACAUUCCUGUUUGUUUGAGCAGCCACAUUGGUUUGAUCAAUGGUGUGAGUUCAGGGCGGGACUAAAUGUUUAAACAACCAAUGGAAAGUAGUUCCAAGAGUUUUCUGGAAUUUGUUUGAAAACAGAUUUUUUUUUUCAUGAUGUUAGUAGUGCUGAAAUUACACACUUUAUGUCCAAAAAUAAUUGACUUGAGACUUGACUUAAAAUCGUAAACAAAUGACUUGUGACUUAAAGCUAUAGUAUGUCAUUUCUUCACUAGCACCUAUGAAAGGAAUUAAGAGGAAUCAAUGUUUUAAAAACAGCUUUCUGAAUAUGCACCUUGUCUGCAGUCGUUCAAACAGUCAGAUAGUCCCGCCCCCAACCGUGGUCAUUGGCUAAGUAACAUUGUUGAGUGGAGUCUAAGCGGGUCAUCAAAAUACACACAUACAUUUGUAUAGCGCCACAGAGACACAGUGUUUACAGUUUUCAAGAAAAUUAACCUAUGAAUGUCUUAUAGUCUCUGCAAAUUAAAUGGAAGUCUCUUGUGCAAUUUAAUGAGAAUGUGCAGUCAUUUGAGCCUGUUUCCCACAGCAGUGUUUCAGCACGAUGACAACAACUGAUUUAAUGUUGUAAGAUUUUAAGACAUGAACAACCGGACUGCACACAAGCACACUGCCUCUUUUUUUAGACUUGUCUUGGACUUGUUACAAAAUACUUUGCAUCUUAAUUUGAUUUGUACUAUUCUGUACUGUUUCUUUAAAGAAUGUAUGACAAAUGUUUAUUUUUUUUAGAUCAUGA